Molecule: messenger RNA, 2995 nt
Organism: Alosa sapidissima (American shad)
Lineage: Eukaryota; Metazoa; Chordata; Actinopteri; Clupeiformes; Clupeidae
Gene: opn7b
Product: opsin 7, group member b
Exons: 6
Coding region: 367-1587 (406 amino acids)
Biological process (GO): visual perception; G protein-coupled receptor signaling pathway
Cellular component (GO): membrane
Molecular function (GO): G protein-coupled receptor activity
Source: RefSeq, a predicted model, not a curated record
GUCUCUCUCUCUUUCUCUCUCUGUCUUCCUUGCACACACCCAGUGUGUAAUGCGUCCGUUCUCAGCCAGGAAGGAGGAGCAGAGGAAGGCAGAACAGGACGUCUUCUGUCAAACAUCCACAUCUCCUCUUUCCCCACGAGGCAGAGUGGGUGGCGGCGGCCGCCUCUAAGGCUCCAUUCAUGACUGCAUGGCUGAUGGCCAUGUCCUAUCAGACUCUGCGUCACUCCGGCAUGUCCGUCCCCUGGCAGGGACAGAGCAGUUGGCCAACAGGUCACAACAACGACAUGCUGAGCAGAGCCAUGUGAUUUAAAAGUGGAUAAUAUUGCUGAGAGAGAGAGAGAAAGAGAUAACUGACUUUGAGCUGAAAUGGGAAAUGCCUCUGAAGUUGUAAUUGGAUUGUAUGUGUCCACAAUCUCCAAAGAAGGCGACUACAUACUGGCCUCCAUCUACACCAUCUUUGGUGUCAUGUCUCUGAUGGGGAACAGCACCCUGCUGUUUGUGGCCUACCGGAAGAAGUCCUCUCUGAAGCCUGCCGAGUUCUUUGUGGUCAGCCUGUCAUUCAGUGACAUGGGCAUGACAUUGACCCUCUUCCCUUUCGCCAUCCCUUCCGCUUUUAGCCACAGGUGGCUGUUUCCUGAGCCCAUGUGCAUGAUCUAUGCCUUCUGUGGUGUCUUCUUUGGCCUGUGCAGUCUGACCAACCUGACUGUCCUCUCGUGGGUGUGCUGGCUCAAAGUUUGCUGCCCUAACUAUGGCAGUAAGUUCUCUCCGCGCCAUGCUCGGAUGCUGGUGCUGGGCUCGUGGUGCUACGCACUGAUCUUCGCCGUGGGGCCUGCGUCCGGCUGGGGAGCGUACGGCCCCGAGCCCUACGGCACGGCCUGCUGCAUCAACUGGCACCUGCCGCGCACCGACCUGCUGGCCAUGAGCUACAUCAUCUCGCUCUUCCUCUUCUGCUACAUUGUGCCCUGCUCCAUCAUCUUCCUCUCGUACCUCUUCAUCCUGCUGGCGGUGCGCGGAGCCCGGCAGGCCGUGCAGCAGCACGUCUCGCCCCAGAACAAGAUCACCAACACCCAGACGCUCAUCGUCAAGCUCUCCGUGGCCGUGUGCAUUGGCUUCCUGACGGCGUGGACUCCCUACGCGCUGGUCUCCAUGUUGGCUGCGUUCAGCAGCACAGAUGUGGUCCCCCCCAUAGCAUUCGCGGUAGCAGCUAUCUUCGCCAAGUCCUCCACACUCUACAACCCAUUGGUCUACUUGAUCUUCAAGCCCAACUUCCGCAAACUGCUGUGUCGGGACGCUACGCUCUGUUGCCAUGUCAUGUGCCACUGUGAGUGUCCAGUCGUGCCUGAUUCGACGCAGAAGGACUCGUGCGAGGUCUCGCGGCGUCACCAGGGGCUCAAGGAGGACGGCAACUCCACGCGGCUGUCCAACGGGCUGCACGAGACGCACUCGGCCUGCAGGCACUGCCCUGAGGGCACCACGGGACGCUGCCUGAACGCGACGCCACUCAAGACCGCACGCAUCAUCGCCGACUCCGCCAACAGAGAGAUGGCCGUGAGUGAGCUCUCCAAUGACCACAGCGACUUCCUGUAGCUCUGGGGAGAAAGGGCUGAUGGGAUAUCAGAGGAGCUGUGACUUGGGGGGGGGGAACUAGUCAUUGAGGAUGCACUCUUAAAACGAAUAUGUUGAUAACAACACAACUUUGCAUUGUUUUUAAUACAUCUUUGUGUCCAGAUAGGGACAACACACUUUGUGAUGUUUCCUUUGUAUAUUUGUUACACAAUAUGUGUUGAAAAUAACACAACUUCGUUUUAAGAGUGUGUGGAGAAAAAGGAGGAGUUGGAGGAAAGAAAUAAUAGGCGAAAAGGAGUUGUGCCAAACUGGGAGGAGUCAGACAAAGAAGACUGAUCAUCAACUAUCAAGGAGCCUUUUCUGAGGAUCUGUUCAUUUGGCCUCAAAACAAACAAACAAAGACAAAAAAAGAAAUCCUGAACAGCCUCAAAAACACAGGUCUUAUACAGGUCAGACAAAUGCCUCAAAUAACAGAAACAUUACUUUUUUUUUGUUACUGCCAAAAGUAAAAACUUUUUUUGAACAAGUACACACAAUCAAAAUGUGAACUAUGACCGAAACUAUGACCUAUGAACUAUACUUGUGUACUUCUAGAAAGCAAGCAACUGGCUGGGCCAGACAUGCACGGUGUGUGUCAUCUGUAGGGGACACCACUGUUGUGGCUGUGGUGGGGGUAUUCUUAUGUAACACCAGGCUGCCAAGCUGUGGUGCCAUAAUCACAAAAACAAGGUCUUUCCUGUCAUCUUUCCUUCACCCUGUCCCCUCCCAUUUCCUGUGAUGUGUCACAGAGGACUCCUGGGACAAUUACCCUUUGUCCAGCAGAUCUCUCUUUCUCUUUCUCUCUCCCUCUCUCUUCUCUCUCCCUCUGUCUCUCCCCCACAGGGUCUGUCUGCAGCCUAUGCAUCAUCCCGUAACUCUCCGUGUGAGAGGGGAAAGGGAGAGCUAUCCGCAGUGAAUGGUAUAUUCAAAAACCAAACAAGCAGGUUCUUUUUUCCCUCUCACUCUGUUACUGUUCCCUUUUGAAAUGUUUAAUCAACCCUUUAACAAUGAGAAGAGCAUCAAACUAUUGAAAAGUAUACAGGAGGUUUAUAGAUCUGUGUAUAUAUCGAGCAAUACAUUUUGUUUACAUCUAAUCUUAGUAAUGACGAUGCAGAGGGAGAUUUCUUUUCUGUCCCGAAAAUGUCUACAAUGUAGCAGUUAUGCAGCUGUGUGGUGCAUUUCACAAACCACCCAGAGACAGGCUGAUCUCUCUCUCUCUCUCUCUGUCUCAUAUGAACCCUGCAAAACGCUGCUGUGACAUAUCCAAAUACUACAAAGAUAUAAUUCCUUCAGGACUUUGUACAGUUUAUUCUUUCUGGGUUUUUCCCGAGUCUCGGUGCAGGCAGAUCACAUAAGCUAACAGCAAACCCUGUAGAGCAGGACUGCACUG